This is a messenger RNA of Apis laboriosa (Himalayan honeybee), 3266 nucleotides long. RefSeq names its product discoidin domain-containing receptor 2 (gene Ddr). The record is from RefSeq and is a predicted model, not a curated record. Gene Ontology annotation, biological process: protein phosphorylation; multicellular organism development; positive regulation of kinase activity. Gene Ontology annotation, molecular function: protein tyrosine kinase collagen receptor activity; ATP binding; collagen binding. Gene Ontology annotation, cellular component: signaling receptor complex. NCBI's taxonomy places the organism in Eukaryota, Metazoa, Arthropoda, Insecta, Hymenoptera, Apidae. The transcript is spliced from 17 exons. Bases 1 to 2847 code for a protein of 948 amino acids.
AUGCGGUCAGGAUCGUCGACAGUUAGUGAUGAGGAGGAGCAGGUUGUCGGCUCGCCGAUGGCUCAGGUCACCACCAAUAUGCCGCUUCUCCGACCCGGACAGGAUCCUUUGCGACCCCUUCUCAUCGCCGUUUUCGUUUUUCUCUGCUCCCUGCCGCUCUGCCGCUCCUUCGACUUGGGACAAUGUACCGCGGCACUGGGCAUGGAGAAUGGCGAAAUCCCCGAUGAAGAUAUAUCGGCCAGUUCUAUGUACGAUCCCAGUCUUGGCCCGAAACAUGCCAGGCUGAGACAAGACAAGGGCGGCGGUGCCUGGUGCCCGAAAAAUAUGGUCACGAAGGAAGGAAAGGAGUAUCUUGAGGUGAAUUUGCACAGCCCGCGUAUGCUGACUUCGACCAGGACCCAGGGCAGGUUCGGGAACGGGCACGGGGUCGAGUACACCGAAGAGUACUUCGUCGAAUAUUGGCGGCCGGGGUUCAACAAGUGGGUGCGAUGGAGAAAUCGACGUGGCAUGGAGCUUCUGGCAGGCAACAAUAAUCCAUAUUCGGAGAAGGAGCAGCUGUUCGACCCGGCGAUCGUCGCAACCAAGGUCCGUUUCAUCCCCUACACCUCCCACAUGCGUAUGGUGUGCAUACGAGUCGAGCUUUACGGCUGUCCAUGGACCGAGGGUCUGGUGUCGUAUUCCAUGCCCCAAGGAAUUAAGAGGGGCUCGGAGGUUGACCUUUCCGACAGGACGUACGACGGCAGGGAAGAAGGAGGUUACCUCUCCGGGGGGCUCGGUCAACUUGUCGACGGGCAAAAGGGCCCUGACAACUUCAGAUUGGACAGUGGUAACGGGAAAGGAUACGAAUGGGUCGGUUGGAGAAACGACACGCCAAGCAUGCUCGGUCGCCCCGUUGAAAUUACCUUCGAGUUCGAUUAUUCGAGAAACUUCACUGCCAUACACCUGCACAUGAACAAUUACUUCACCAAAGAUGUGCAGGUCUUCUCCUACGCAAAGGUUUAUCUUGGCGCCGGUGGGAAUCAGUUCAACGGGGAGCCUGUCCAUUUCUCUUACAUACCGGACCUUGUGUUGGAACAGGCGCGCGACGUUACCAUAAAGCUUCACUCACGAGCUGGCCGUUUUCUUAAGCUUCAAUUGUACUUUGCGGCACGAUGGAUCAUGCUCAGCGAAGUAAUCUUUGAAUCGGUAAUCUCCGAAUGGAACAACACCGACGAUGAAGAGCCGAGGAACAAGAGCGCCAUUGUAUCGGCGACCGGCAUCCCCUAUCAGAAUAACGAGGGUCCACUGCAGAGAGACGAAGUAAAGGCCACUUUUAAUAAGGAGGAAAACAACGAUAAUGCUCUUCCAGACAAAAGCAAGGAGCCAGAAUCGAGGCAGUUCGUCGGCCUGGUUAUCGGUAUAUUAACCACUGUGAUCGUGAUGCUUCUGGCGGCAAUCACGUUCAUUUUCUACAGGAAUCGAAGGCUGAAGGCUGCCCUCGCGCCUUCGACGUUUUACGAUCAACACGGCGACUUGAAGGUCUCCGUGCAGGAGGAGGGCGAGGACAAGGGACCAAUUUGCCCUCCGCUUCCGGCGCAGUACCACCCGGCCGCCUACGCCACGACGACACCGCAACUACACAAAACUAUCACGGAUUACAGCGGGAUCACGGAGGUGCAGCCGGUUAUUCCACUGUUGCUGAACACUGCGAUCAAUCUUGCCAGGCCGAUUCCAUCGGUUCAAGAAUAUCCAUCUAACCCGCCCCCCAUACCGCCGCCACCGGAAAAGUAUUACGCCAGCACGGAGAUCUGUAAGAAUUCCCUGCCACCGUUGCCACCAUCCCCAACACCGAGCACACCGCCCCCGAUGAGCGCGAAAGCCUCGAGCAGCAUGACAAGCUACAGUCCCGAGGACAUGCUCACCGAGGAGGAGGACGAGGUGGCCGAGUGCAUCUUAGACUUCCCCCGGGAGAAGCUGAACAUCGUUGAAAACCUCGGUUGCGGAUACUUCGGCGACGUUCACAUUUGCGAGGUGGACAGGUUUCCAGGCUACGACGAAGUUUUCCGGAACACGACCAGCGACCUGGUGAUCGUUAAGUCCCUGAGACCUGGAUCCUCGGAUGCGCUUAGGAUAGAAUUUCAAGAGGAGGCAAAAAAACUGGCACGGCUGGCCGAUCGGAAUGUCGCGCGGCUGCUCGGCGCGAGCCUCGGGGACGACCCGAUGUGCAUCGUAUUGGAGAACGGCGAAUACGGGGAUUUGAAUCAAUAUCUGCAGAGGCAUAUAGCUGAAACGUCGACCGUGCACACUGCUAAGACCCUCAGUUUCGGCACGUUGAUCUACAUGGCCACGCAAAUAGCAUCCGGCAUGAAACACCUCGAGGAAAUGGACUUGGUGCAUCGGGAUCUCGCCACAAGGAAUUGUUUGGUAAGUCGUGGUUACACGGUGAAAGUGUGCGAUCUGGGCUCCGGAAGAAACGCCUACGCAGCCGACUAUUUCCGGGUGGAGGGCCGGCCGCCAUUGCCAAUCCGAUGGAUGGCCUGGGAAGCUAUGCUAAUGGGAAGACACGCAUCGAAGAGCGACGUCUGGUCUUUCGCAGUAACUCUUUGGGAGAUUUUAACGUUCGCAAGGGAACAGCCGUUCGAGGAGCUGCCCGAUCAUCGCAUAGUCGAGAAUGCAACGUAUUUUUACCAAGAGGACGAUAGAAGGAUCAUUCUUCCCCUGCCGAAAAACUGCCCCAAAGAUAUCUACGAGCUGAUGCGCGAGUGCUGGCACAGGAACGACGUGGACAGGCCGAGCUUCCGGGAGAUCCACAUGUUCCUCCAGAGGAAAAAUCUCGGUUACAAGCACGGGGACACGAACGACACCUGAUACAGAGAGCUAGAAGGCUGGAACCUGAUCCGGCUUUCUAUGAUCGGCGAGCUGAACGGGAACUGGUGGAACUCCCCUUCGACGACCAAGUUACACCAGGUCAGGCCAAGUUAGUAGUAGUGACGGGGAUCAAUUCCUGAUUGUCGAAUCGUCGAAGACAAAGGUAAACGGUGAUCGAAAUGGUUCUUCGUUGCUCUAUCGUCGAUAAUCCUAGUGAAUUUUUUAAUAAACUGUGCAACUUGUACGCGGUGAAUUAUUAUUAUUAUAAUCAUCGUAUCAUGCGAUCUUGAACGAUUAUGAGGGAAUUUGUUACAAACAAUUCCUUUCCAUGAUCUCUCCUCGAUCUUCUCUCGAAAUUUAUAAUUCUCGUAAUAUUUUUCACGAUAUUGGCAGAAUCAAAAGAAAAAAAAAAAAGAAAA